UCUCGGUUAUGUCAACGUCCUACGUGGCUUCAGAACCAAACAGUAAGAGGACUCCGCCAGGAAUGCAUCAGCAAAAUGCGGAGUCUCGCAUUCAACACGUCAAAUACGCUCCCUGAUUUCUAAAUCUAAAUGUAUGGUUUUGCCAAUGAAGCUUGAAGUGAAGGGUUAGCUAAAUCUGCUUGUAAGUCACUAACACGUUAGCGUCAUUACAUUAGCACUGCAUCCUGUGAGGUGACACGUAUCUGGCACUCGUUUGUCUACAGUCAAACAGCAUGGCAGACAUCGAGUCCUCUUUUGAAUUUAGCUCAUCUCUGACUAGCACUUCACUGCCUCCGCCGAGGACUCGAAUCUUUAAGAUAAUCGUCAUCGGAGACUCUGGAGUCGGCAAGACCUGCCUCACCUAUAGAUUCUGUGCGGGCAAGUUCCCGGACAAGACCGAGGCCACUAUCGGGGUGGAUUUUCGAGAGAGGGUUAUCGAAAUAGACGGCGAAAAAAUAAAGGUCCAGCUAUGGGACACUGCAGGCCAGGAACGCUUCAGAAAAAGCAUGGUGCAGCAUUACUAUCGAAACGUCCAUGCUGUGGUGUUCGUCUACGAUGUCACCAACGCUGCGAGUUUCCGAAGCCUUCCAUCGUGGAUCGAGGAGUGCCGUCAGCACGCCCUGGGUCAGGAGGUGCCCAGAAUCCUGGUAGGCAACAAAUGCGACCUGCGCCAUGCCGCUCAAGUAAGCACAGACGUAGCGCAGCAGUUCGCAGAUGCCCACUCAAUGCCUCUGUUCGAGACCUCUGCCAAGAAUCCCUACGGAAACGAUGAAGGCAGUCGGAAUAAUAGUGACCAUGUUGAGGCCAUUUUUAUGACGGUAGCGCACAAGCUGAAAUCCCAGAAGCCGUUGGUGUUAAGUCAGCCACCUAGCGGACUAGGAGAUACUGUCACUCUUAGGAGACAGGAGGAUGAGGACAGGGGAAACUGGGGCUGUGGAUGCUGGAGGAGCUAAUGAAGGGAAACGUACAAGUCUGUGAGUGUGAAAGGGGAGCGGUCACCAAUUUACAGCCUGGAGACAUCUUUCAUUUUAUGGAAGAGACCCUCCUUAUGAGUCCUUGUUGUAUCUGAAUACAAAAGUGGGCCAUUAUUUUCAAGGAUAAAGCCUAUGGUUGCUCCAAAACUCUGUAAAGCUUUGACAAGUUGCAUGUAGGCCAACCUGACUUACAUAUUCUAGCUUAGACCACCGUACGUCAGCCACUUUCUCGCUCAUACGCCUUCCCGCCAUCACUGCCACAUACUUUAACAAGAUGAAUAAAUAUAUCUGCAAGAUUUACAGCGGGUUAUCGUCAUACACAACAUGUUGCCUUUUUCAUCAUACCUAUAAAGCACGUUUCAUGCCAAAAUUAGAUCAACUGUUUAGUAAUAUAAUUUGGCUUCCAUGCAAAUCUGUGGUAGUUUGUGCUUGCGAUUCAUCCAAACACGUACAGGCACUUCCUGUGAAAGUUGUCAGUUCUGUCAAGGGAAAAGACAAACCAGCGCAGGCACGCUGACAAACUGAGAUGCAGUUUUAGCAUUAGUGCGGCUAAUAGGUUUUAGAGCACCAUGGGAUGGAUUUAACAGGAAAGCAUAGAUGAUAUCCUACCCUUUCUGAAUACAUCUUUAAAGCCAGUCAUUGUCCACUGCCAGACUGUGCCAGUAUUUAUAUAUUUUCUUUCAGCAGGCAUUCAGUUCAGCAAAAUUUACUGUAGGGACUUCAGGGUUAUUAAAUAUUGUAUAUCAGAUCAAAAUGUAGACGUGCAAACAAUAUCCUAUCAAAAAGACUUUAGAUAUAAAGGAAUAAUUCCGUCACAAUAUUUCCUAUAUUGAUCUGCAGGCAAGUGCGUUAUGUAGUGUUGCAGAAAUAUGACUCAUAGCUCUUGUAGGCAAAAACGAAAUAUAACUGUAAUGCAUACCACAGAUUAGUGAGCAUAUCCGCAAACCUCAUAUGAUACAUGGCACCGGCUCUGUGCACAUGACGUUGCUCUGAUAACAGUUCUGUUUUAAAGAAUUACUCCACUUUCAUAAAAUAAUCAAAAUAAUUUACUCACCCCCAUGUGUCAUCCAAGAUGUUUGUCUUUCUUUUUUAGUCGAGAAGAAAUUACUUUUUUUUUUUUUUAGGAAAACAUUCCAGGAUUUUUCUCCAUAUAGUGGAUUUUAGUGGACUUCAACGGUUUAUAGUUUCAGUGCAGCUUCAAAGGGCUCUAAUCGAUCCCAACAUUAGCAUAAGGGUCUUAUCUAGGGAAACGAUUGCCAUUUUCGGCAAAACAUUUUUAUAUGUACUUUUAAACCACAACUUCGGGUCUUGCAAUAGCCAUGUGAUGCGCCAGCUAUUGCAUAUGUGAAACGCACAUUAAAUUGUAUAAUUUCACAUACAACAACUUCGGAACGGUCCUCUUUCUCCAAAGUUGUAAAGACUGGAGCUGUAGUUUUGCAUACGUCAUGCGUGACCUUUCGACAUGAUUACAUAAUAUGUAAGGUCACGCUGGUGCAUCACAAGGCUAUUGCAAGAUGAGAAGUUGUGGUUAAAAAGUACUUUUUUCUAUGGUGAAAAUAACGAACAUUUUGCUAGACAAGACCAUUAUGCAUCAGUUGGGAUCAUUUAGAGCCCUUUGAAGCUGCAUUGAAACUGUUAACCGUUGAGGUCCACUAUAAAAUCCUGGAAGGUUUUCUUUAAAAAAACUGAAUUACUUCUCGACUGAACAAAGAAAGACAUAAACAUCUUGGAUGACAUGGGCUUGAGUAAAUUAUCAGAAUUUUUUUUAAUGAAUGUGGAGUAUUCCUUUAAUAUUUCACUGAUAUUGAACUAGUCACUCUGUUCAAUCCAUUACAGGAUAUAUUCAUUUAGAUCUUAAAUGUAACCACAGCAGGUCCUGUGGAGUCUCUUAAAGAAACAUCAGGCAUGAAAUGUUAUUUUUUGUCUGUCAAAAAGUAAGAGGUUUGACAUAUACAUGUAAUUUGUUUAUUUAAAGUAGACAGGCCGAUUAUCUUAAGCACUGAAUUGUUUAUGGGAGCUGAAAUAUUAGCAGCAUGUGAUUGGUUGAGGAAUUUUGCAUGGUUAAUGAUGGCCCUGAAUGAAGUGCAAAUUGUUGAAUACAGUACAUACUAAAGACUUGCCUGUUUGAGCUAAAUGUUUUGACACUGAGUGUUUAAAGAAUUGUUUUCUGAUGUUUUAUCACCAGAAGUAUCAUAAGGUUGCUAGGCUUGGGCAAUUGCCACUACAGUAAUUAAUUGAAUCGACACCAUUUAAUGCGUCUUUCAGACUUGAUUGUUGUAAGUUGUCUAUUUUAACACAUUACUAAUGUACAAUGUAAUAAAGCAAGCAGGUCCCAGAAAGCUAAAAAACGAAACACUCAUAUGACAAAUAAUAUUGAUUGUGUCCUAAAUUUCUGUUAUUUUUAUUUAUUGCUGAUAAUAUUUUGAAUGUUUCUUACAUGUAUUUGCAACUGUAUGAGCCAGUUCAUGAUAUCAGUGUCAACGAUUAUAAAAUCGCAUCAUGUAAUGCCAAAACUCAAGCAUGCAAAACAAGCAUCUUCUGAUACAAACCAUGUCUGUUGGUCAUGACUUGGAGUGAUUCUUAUGAGGGAAAAACUGCAUACAAAAUACACUAUAAUCAAAGGGUUACCAAAAAUCAUACAGGUUGCGGGUUUGGUUUAAAAUUUUCAAUGGAUUAUUGAAGAAUAAAGCACCAAAUCUUUAA
This is a messenger RNA of Misgurnus anguillicaudatus (oriental weatherfish), 3716 nucleotides long. It is a transcript of the gene rab33ba, whose product is annotated as RAB33B, member RAS oncogene family a. Gene Ontology annotation, molecular function: GTP binding; GTPase activity. Gene Ontology annotation, biological process: Rab protein signal transduction. Lineage: Eukaryota; Metazoa; Chordata; Actinopteri; Cypriniformes; Cobitidae. The record is from RefSeq and is a predicted model, not a curated record.